Messenger RNA from Salvia splendens (bonfire salvia), 1265 nucleotides. RefSeq names its product UPF0481 protein At3g47200. NCBI's taxonomy places the organism in Eukaryota, Viridiplantae, Streptophyta, Magnoliopsida, Lamiales, Lamiaceae. The coding region runs from base 77 to 754 and encodes 225 amino acids. The transcript is spliced from 2 exons. The record is from RefSeq and is a predicted model, not a curated record.
CAUCCGCCUUAGAAAAUAAAUGAAAUAUCAUGAGUAACAAUCAUCGAAAUUUUAUUGUUGACUCUUGAUAUAGAAGAUGGAGAAGCACCACCACGGCGGAGGAAGCCGCCGCAAAGACUUUGAAGUAGCGGUGGACAUCGUAACUCUCCGAGACUUGUCAGAGCUCCUCCACUCUCAAUCCAAGAAGCUCUACUCGGAAUCAUGCCGCCAAAUCCAAAAAAUCCCACCACAGAUACGUCGCCGGAAUUUGCGGCGGGGCCAGCAAGUGUACGACCCAGAGCUGGUCUCCAUCGGGCCCUACCACCACGGCAAACCCGGGCUCCGUCACGCCGAGGAAUUCAAGCCCCAGUGCCUCGACAGAUGCGCCGGCGGAGAUGACAAGAAGGCCUUCUUCUACUUCAAGAUUGUGGAGGAAGCCGCCGCCAUCAGAGACAGCUACGCGGAGGCAAAGAUUGUGGAGAUAUACGACGACAAAUCGCUAGCGUUGAUGAUGCUUUUGGAUGCAAGCAUCAUCAUAGACUUCAUCCACAACUACUUGGGGAUGCAAGGAAACAGCUUCUCGGACUGGCAGCGAUGCCUCGGCGCCGGAUCCGGACCGUUGCGCGACAUCAUGCUCAUGGAGAAUCAGAUCCCCUUCCAGGUCCUGCAACUGCUUAUCACCAUGCAGUACGAGAAAGGAGAAGCUGCUUCGUUUCUCCCACGUUUUUUCUCGACAUUUUUGUCCCAAGAAUACCGAGAUCCUUCAAGAAAUUGAGGAUCUUCCGAUUCACUUCCUCGAAGCUUUUCGAAGAGUUAUAGUGAUGAAGAAUAAGAAGAAGAUUAAAGAGGAAGACAGAGUUAUGUCUGUGUAUAGCUCGGUUAAUAAGAGCGUGUUCUUGCAGUCUGCAUUUUCGAUGAGAGAAGAGAUGGUGGAUGCUGGCAUUGUAGGAAAAACAUGUGGGAAAUUAGAAAGGACUCAAAACCUUUCCUUUUCCUAAGUCUUUUGGCUUUUCAACCUCCAAGUGUUUAUGAGGUGCCUUAAACCCGAGACCUCUCGUGUGGCCACUCCUAGCCUAUAAAUAGGCUUGUUUUGAGAGAUGGAAGACACACAACACAACCUACAAUCCUUUUCUCUUCUCUCGUAGCUCAAGCACUCUAGCUCGCAUCUUAGGAGCAUCGCAUUGCUCGGUUCUCGCCUCCAAUUCAAGUUCGUCGGAGCCUACGAGUUUGAGGUACUUCAACUCGAUAGGAGGAAAGUCGUUUCAUCUUUGGGGACAUUACGCCAA